Thalassophryne amazonica is the source of this 858-nucleotide messenger RNA. RefSeq names its product chymotrypsin A-like. The record is from RefSeq and is a predicted model, not a curated record. NCBI's taxonomy places the organism in Eukaryota, Metazoa, Chordata, Actinopteri, Batrachoidiformes, Batrachoididae. The coding region runs from base 32 to 814 and encodes 260 amino acids. The transcript is spliced from 7 exons. Gene Ontology annotation, molecular function: serine-type endopeptidase activity. Gene Ontology annotation, biological process: proteolysis.
CUGGGUGUGAUAGGACAGCCAUCAUCGAACCAUGGCCUUCCUGUGGAUCCUUUCAUGCCUCGCAUUCAUUGGCGCCACCUACAGUUGUGGUGUUCCUGCCAUCCCUCCCGUAAUCACCGGCUCACCGGAUUAUUUUGCAAAAUGUGAGGAGGCGGUGCCUCAUUCAUGGCCAUGGCAGGUUUCCCUGCAGGAAUCUAGCGGCUUCCAGUUCUGCACCGGUUCUCUGAUCAGUGAAAACUGGGUGGUGACGGCUGCUCACUGCAAUGUCAGGACGUACCAUCGUGUGAUCCUGGGUGAGCACAACCACUCCUCCAACAGCGAGAGCAUCCAGGCCCUGAGAGUGAGCAAGGUCCGAAUACACCCAAAAUACAACCCCUACAACGUGAACUACGACAUUGUGCUCAUCAAGCUGUCUAGCCCUGCUGAGAUGACCAUGCACGUUUCUCCGGUGUGUAUGGCUGAGAACACUGGCAACUUUCCCGGAGGCAUGAAGUGUGUAACCACCGGCUGGGGCCUGACAUGCCACAAUGCUUUAGUCACCAACACUGGGCUUCGGCAAGCCGUCCUUCAACUGCAAACCAAUGACGAGUGCCGCCCUUUCUGGGGAAACCAGGUCACCAACCAGAUGAUCUGCACUGGACCCUCUUCCUGCAAGGCUGAAUCUGGUAGUCCACUGGUCUGUCAGAAGGACGGAGCCUGGACGCUGGUUGGUGUUGCAUCAUGGGGCAGCACCCGCUGCUCAACCUCACCUGGUAUUUACGCCCGCGUCUCCGAGCUGAGGGCCUGGAUAGACCAGACCAUCGCUGCCAACUGAAGACUGUUCACAUCGGUUUUUACUUUAAUGCUGAACUCAAAUAA